Molecule: messenger RNA, 2219 nt
Organism: Polypterus senegalus (gray bichir)
Lineage: Eukaryota; Metazoa; Chordata; Cladistia; Polypteriformes; Polypteridae
Product: cytochrome P450 2B1-like
Exons: 9
Coding region: 104-1594 (496 amino acids)
Biological process (GO): xenobiotic metabolic process
Cellular component (GO): intracellular membrane-bounded organelle; cytoplasm
Molecular function (GO): heme binding; oxidoreductase activity, acting on paired donors, with incorporation or reduction of molecular oxygen, reduced flavin or flavoprotein as one donor, and incorporation of one atom of oxygen; iron ion binding
Source: RefSeq, a predicted model, not a curated record
UUUACGUGCCAACAACGAGCUUCUUCAGAUAUUGUAAACUUCCUGGCCCUUCCCAGGGUAAACUUUAGAGGAAGUGCUAUUAAACCACGUACGUAGAAUCAUUAUGGAUUUAGGGUUCUGCAUUAGUGUUUCCUUAAUAUUUUUCAGUACAGUUUUAUUUUUAAUUGUUCGAAAGAAUACAUCUGGACCAAAACAAUUUCUUCCUCCAGGACCUCGACCUUUGCCACUGCUGGGUAAUUUAUUGCACUUAAAAGGAGAAAUAUUGGUGAAUGCUUUUCGAAAGCUUGCUGACAAAUAUGGACAGGUAUUCACAUUGCAUUUAGGACCUAGGCGGGUGGUGGUAAUAUGUGGAUCCAACAAUGUGAAGAAAGCCCUUGUGGAUCAAGCUGAGGACUUUGCUGCAAGACCUGUCUUUGCAAUUACAGAUAGGACCAGUAAGGGAUAUGGAAUUGCUUUCACUAAUGGAAAGAGAUGGAAGGAGCUUCGACGCUUUUCCCUCAUGACGUUGAGGAAUUUUGGAAUGGGAAAGAGGAGUAUUGAAGAGCGCAUCCAGGAGGAAAUUAGUUUCCUGGUCGAAGAAAUUAAGAAAACAAAAGAGAUGCCCUUCAAUCCUGGAUUUUUCUUAAAGCGGUCUGUGUCAAACAUCAUUUGCUCAAUUAUGUUUGGGAAACGCUACGAAUACAAUGAUGAAGAUUUUCACAAAUUACUUGAUCUACUCAAUGAAAACCUGCGCCUUGUGGAAAGUUUUUGGGUUCAGAUGUACGGUCUUUUUCCUAGUGUUGUGAAGUACCUCUGGGGAUCCCACAAUCUACUGUUUGAAAACUAUACAAAACAGAAACAGUUUGUGGCAAAAAUUGUAGAAGAUCACGAAAAGUCAUUUGACCCAUCAUCCCCUAGGGACUACAUUGAUGCCUUUUUAAUCAAAAUACUAGAGGAUAAAGGAAACCUAAAUUCAGAAUUUCAUCAUGAAAACCUGGUAGUAACAGCACUUGACAUAUUUUUUGCUGGAACUGAGACAACAAGUGCGACAUUACAAUAUGGGCUCCUACUUCUCUUAAAAUUCCCUCAUGUUGAAAAAAAAAUUAUUGAAGAGAUUCUGCAAGUGAUCGGCCCAAAUUGCAGCCCUCGUAUGGAGCACAGAAGCCAGAUGCCCUACACAGAAGCUGUGAUACAUGAGAUUCAGCGAUUCAUUGAUAUUUCCCCGAUUGGCGUUCCAAGAGCUACAACACGAGACACAAAAUUCAAUGAAUACAAUAUUCCUAAGGACACCUUUAUUUUUCCUGUCUUGAAUUCUGUUCACUUCGAUCCAACACAGUAUAAGGACCCAGAGAACUUCAAUCCCAAUCAUUUUCUGGAUGUAAACGGACAUUUUAAAAGGAAUGAUGCUUUCAUGCCAUUCUCUGCAGGAAAACGAAUCUGCAUUGGAGAAGGCCUAGCUCGAAUGGAGUUGUUUUUAUUCCUUACCACCAUUCUACAAAAUUUCUCAAUUAAAGCUCUCACUGACGUCAAAGAAAUUGAUAUCUCACCGGAGUACAGUGGGUUUGGCAAAAUGCCCCCUUAUUAUGAGCUCUGCCUUCUACCUCGCUCUACCUAAGCAUUGAACUGCAGGAUUUCUGAGGAACAGUACACCACUAUCGUGGAUAAUUAAUUUCAUGAUGCGUUCAAAUUCAAAGUAGUGGACACGACUUAUCACCUUACUGUAAAAAUAAAAAUAAUGUUAAAAAAAAGAGGGAGGGGAAAUUCAAACUAUACAUUUUAUAUCUUAUCAUUAAUAUUUACAGCAGUAAUUUGUUGCUUCCGUUAUUUUUAAUUAAGAGAAUAAAACUGUGCAUCUGCCCAGGCAGACGUUUAUGAGGAGAAUUCUUGGAGACUAACAAAUGGUCAGUAAUGUAUUUUAGAUCACCACUGUACUUUGCAGUUGUGCAGGUUUACUGCUACUUUAUUUGUCCUCAGAUAAUGUGUCAUUUAGACUUUAAAAUGAAAAAAUACAGAUCAGUUGUAAUAUGAAUUCAUUCUUUACAGUUACAUUCUAACUUGCAAAAAGGUUUAUGGUUAUAUCUGUAGUGCUACAAACACAAAACCUUUGAAGGAAUCAGCAAAAGUAAGGAGCAAGUAUGAUAUAACUGUUUUCUCCAGUUUCUUUGUAAUGAUGCUGUAUGUCACUUUAUUUUUAGCCAUGAAAAUGAACAGAUAAAAUCGACUUCUUGUAGCAACAAAAA